Messenger RNA from Durotheca rogersii, 2936 nucleotides. Its product is annotated as HCO3 transporter family-domain-containing protein. Gene Ontology annotation, molecular function: borate efflux transmembrane transporter activity; solute:inorganic anion antiporter activity. Gene Ontology annotation, cellular component: fungal-type vacuole; plasma membrane. Lineage: Eukaryota; Fungi; Ascomycota; Sordariomycetes; Xylariales; Xylariaceae. Gene Ontology annotation, biological process: monoatomic ion homeostasis; borate transport; transmembrane transport. The transcript is spliced from 4 exons. Bases 386 to 2608 code for a protein of 740 amino acids. The record is from RefSeq and is a predicted model, not a curated record.
GGUCUAUCAGGCAUCGCCUCGAGACCGGCCUCUACUCAGGGUCCGUUAUGUGCAAAUACUUCUAUUCAUUGAUCUCUCUGUCUGUACGCUGUUGAGCUCCCUUCUAACUGGCCCAAAUAAAUUUUACAGGUUAUGUAGGAAGGAUUUGUCUUCUCUUCUCUGCUUCAUCUCUACACCCGCCUGGCGGUACACCUCCAUCCCUCUCCCCCCUUUUACUUCCCGUUCCCGGGACUCCGAUGGGCCCUGGUCUAUAGGCGGGUUCUUGCUUGUCUGGUUCUGUAAACGAAUGCUUAAGCUAUUGACCAGAUCGUCCCGCCACUAAUACCGAGGGAGCAUUACCCACGGACCCCACCCGAGGAGACUGCGCCAGGCGCACGCGGCCAGCAUGUCGCGGACGGCCGACUCCCUGGCGCUGCCGACGGCAGCGAUGCACGCGGACCCGGCGGCAGGGCUGCGGCCGAGCGCCGAGGAGGGCGGCGGCCGGAUGCGGCGGUGGGUGAGCUCGCUGGCGUCGUCGUCGCGUCGCGCUGCCCAUCGCCACCCCCACCACCACCGCCAGCAGCAGCAGCAGCAGCAGCAGCAGCAUCGACGACUGGAGGAGAGCGCCCCAGGCCGACACGCCGACGCCGGAGAUAGCUGGUGGCGGAUCCACCUCUUCCGCGGUAUGGUCAACGACGUGCGCCGGCGCGCGCCGUUUUACGCGAGCGACUGGCUCGACGCCUGGGACUACCGCGUCGUGCCGUCGACGGUGUACAUGUACUUUGCCAAAUGUCGGCAACGACUGGCCUGGCUCAACGGUGGCAACGCCCGCCACGGUCAUAAACUCACUCCUAUGACCCGUUCCAGGGGACGGGGAACGAGAGAUGCUAACGAGACCGCCGUCUCUCUCCUCUGCAGCAUGCUGCCGGCGCUCGCCUUCUCCCUCGACAUGUUCACCAAGACCAACAUGCAGUACGGCGUCAACGAGGUGCUCCUCUCUUCGGUCCUCGGCGCCGUCGUCUUCGCCCUCCUCGCGUGCCAGCCGCUGGUCAUCGUCGGCGUCACGGGCCCUAUCACUGUGUUCAACUACACCGUGUACGAUAUCAUGGCGCCCACGGGCAUCGACUACCUCGCCUUCAUGUGCUGGAUCGGGCUGUGGUCGCUGGUGUUCCACUGGAUCCUGGCCGCGACGAACGCGUGCAACUGGCUGCGGUACGUGACGCGGUUCCCGUGCGACAUCUUCGGCUUCUACGUCGCCUUCAUCUACCUGCAGAAGGGGGUGCAGGUGCUGGAGCGGCUCACGUCGGCCGGCGGCGAGGGCGGCGACGGCGACGGCGACGGUGCCUUCUACCUGUCGAUCGCGGUGGCGCUGCUCGUCUUCAUGGCGGCGUACGCGUGCGGCGAGCUCGGCGCCGGCCCCCUCUUCCGCCACCCCGUGCGGGUCUUCCUCCAGGACUACGGCACCCCGCUCGCCGUCGUCUUCUUCACCGGCUUCGUACGCUUCGGCCGCAUGCGCGCCGUCGCCCUCGAGCCCCUGCCCACCGGCUCCGCCUUCGCGCCCACCGCCGCCCGCCCCUGGCUCGUCCGCUUCUGGGACAUCCCCGUCCGCGACGUCUUCCUCGCCCUCCCCUUCGCCGUCCUGCUCACCAUCCUGUUCUACUUCGACCACAACGUAUCGUCGCUCAUCGCGCAGGGGACCGAGUUCCCGCUGCGCAAGCCGGCCGGCUUCCACUGGGACAUCUUCCUGCUGGGGCUGACGACGGGCGCGGCCGGGGUGCUGGGCCUGCCGUUCCCGAACGGGCUGAUCCCGCAGGCGCCCUUCCACACCGAGUCGCUGUGCGUGACGCGGGUGGAGCCGGACACGGAGGAGGACGGGGCGGCGGCGGCGGCCAAGGGCCACUACGUGGUGCGGCGGACGCACGUGGUCGAGCAGCGCGCGUCGAACCUGGCGCAGGGGCUGCUGACGCUGGGCACGAUGACGGGCCCGCUGCUCGGCGUGCUGCACCUCAUCCCGCAGGCGGUGCUGGCGGGCCUCUUCUUCAUCAUAGGCUACCAGGCGGUCGCCGGCAACGGCAUCACGGCCAAGCUCGCGUUCCUCGCGCGCGACGCGGCGCUGACCCCCGGCGCCCACCCGCUCAAGCGCCUGCCGCGCCGCGCCGCCGUCUGGGGCUUCGUGGCCGUCGAGCUCGCCGCCUUCGCCGCCACCUUCGCCAUCACCCAGACCGUCGCCGCCGUCGGCUUCCCCGUCGCCAUCCUCGCGCUCGUCCCCGCGCGCGCGCUGCUGCUGCCCCGCCUCUUCACGCCCGCCGAGCUCGCCGCCCUCGACGCCCCCGCCGCCAGCCCCUUCACCAUGGAGAGCGUCGGCGGCACCAGCGGCAUCUUCGGCGCCGCCGCCGAGCUCGCUGCCGCGACCGAGACUGCGAGCGCCGCGGCACCCGUCGCCGGAGGUAGCGGCGCUGGGGGCGGCGACGGUGACGGGAAGAAGAGGAAGAGCGAAGAGGUUCUGGCCGAGGAGGGCCGCGGCCGGCCGAGCGCCGACGUCGAGGCCGGCGAGGCGAUCGAGAUGGGUCGGCUGGGCAUAAGUAGGAGGGGGCAGGCGAGCCGGAGUGUUGGGCUAGAGGACAGAUAGAAGGUAGCGGGCGUGAAAAAAACGCGUAGACUUCUAGUUUGGUAUCAAUGUCAGCGGCGGGCUCCCGGGGCUUCUGUAGCCCGCGUUUACGCGCAGGAUGUUGGGCGGGAAAUAACAUAUAUACGUCUAUAGAUUUGGCCGGGGAUAUUGAAAGCGGCCAAGGGAGAUCGCAAGUAUUCUUGUAUAAAGAUGGAGAGCCGCAGAUACGAAUCGGGCCACGAGCUUCAUGACGAACUAUGCGCGCAGAGAGAUGAUAGGGCGAGAAAGCAUGAGGUAGGUGGCUGUUAUUGCGGUGGACGGCGAGAAGCAGAGGUAGGUAAUCGUUGCG